Molecule: messenger RNA, 3011 nt
Organism: Somion occarium
Lineage: Eukaryota; Fungi; Basidiomycota; Agaricomycetes; Polyporales; Cerrenaceae
Source: the annotation of a GenBank genome assembly
GCGUCUUGUAAAUUUGGCGAAACAAGUCUUGGUCGAAAGCAAGUCGACGGCGCUAAAGCUGUCGGGUCGCGCGAGACUUUCGAUCGUUCUCACCACCUCGCCUUAUUCGACCGCCUUUAUGUCCAAUAUUCCUUGAUUCUGAAUAAGUAGAUCUUACUUGCAACACAACAAACACGAUCGUUAUCUUCAGACUCAGAAGUUCAUUCCCUCCAACGGUGGGCAAAUUCCGCCGCUGUGUUGGCGAUAUUAACUUAACCACGGACGGUGCAGGAUUGCCGUCUUUCUCCAGACAGCUCAAAAGCCUAUACACGCAUAGCUGACUCUGCUUGCCCUCUACAACCGCUAAUAUGAGCACGACGUCAGACUACAAGACUUCGAAAGAGGCGUUCGUCUCAGGCAUGUCCGGCUCAACCAUCGGACACGUCAAUAUGAUCUCUCUCGUCGCCCUCUCCAGCAUAGCACUACAUUCUUCUCUUCGUACCCGUCUUCCACCUUCAAAACCACUCUCCUUCCCAGCCGAAUUUCUCGUGCUAGCCGUACCCUUACUUUUAUCAGUGACAAUAGCGGCGAAUGCACCGGGACUGUUGAAUUUGGUGUUGAUUGUGGCGACGAUUGGAGUGCUCCUGAUGUUUCCUAGGAGGGAGAGUGGGAAUGUUCUGCCGUUAGGCGUAAGUCAGACUUCGUCUCCAAAUAGAGACGGUCAAGAAAAUGGAAGGGCAAGGGACGUUGGUGUUGACGAGGAGGAGGAAGACGUGCGGGGCAUGGGACGAGACGGUGUUGCGCUGGGUAUAACGCAUAUACCCCUCUUACCCGCACUCACGACGUAUAGGGCUCAUAUGCUUCUACUUACGGCGAUUUGCAUCCUAGCGGUGGAUUUCCAAGUAUUUCCGAGGGAGUUGGCAAAGUGCGAGACGUUUGGGGUUUCUUUGAUGGACCUAGGCGUUGGCUCGUUCGUAUUCUCCCAAGGCGUCGUCUCCGCUCUCCCCAUCAUCAAGAACCCGUUGUACCUUACAACACCUUUCGUUCCCAAAUUCACUACAGUCCUCCGCAAAUGUCUUCCGCUGCUCCUUCUAGGGCUAUUGAGAACUGUCUCCGUUAAAGGUACUGAGUAUCCUGAACAUCAAACGGAAUAUGGAACUCACUGGAAUUUCUUUAUCACGCUUGGUCUUCUUCCGAUUUUACAAGUACUGCUGCAUCCUUUGAUCUUGUAUCUGCCGAUUUCAUUGGUUGGCGUCAUCGUCGCUCUUUCGCACCAACUCGCUCUUUCCUCCGGGGGUUUGACGUCUUAUGUCCUUAACGAACCUCGUGAAAGCUUCAUCAGCGCGAACAAAGAAGGGCUGGUCUCCCUGACAGGUUACUUGGCUAUUCAUCUCCUGGGACUCUCGACAGGAACCCUGGUUCUCCCACCGUCACCUUCAUACUUUCGUCGCCAACAAGAUCUACUCCGUCAGCGUCAACUCCAAUGCCUCUCUCCCACUUCCCCCACUCCGUCCUCAACCUUUCCUUCUGUAUAUGACAUAUCGUCACUGAACCCCUCAUCAAGCACCGCGUCUGGUGUCUCGCCCACACGAGAACGACCUCAAAGCGAGUUGGAGAGAGACUUCCAGUUUCCUCCGAGAUCACCUACGAGAAGUCGUCGGACGUCAUUCGACACGUCCGCGACGGACUCGCCCGUUUUACCGACUCUCACCUCGUUCAAUUCGCUCAAUUCGCUCAACGUUAACUCACCAAGCAUCCCUUCACGUCCCUCGUUUGACACUCAUCUUAGCCCGUACUCACCGACAAGUCCUAAUUUCAGUAAUGAAGGUGGAUCACCAUCACCUAACCCGGCGCAACAAGGGAGACGCAUUAGUACGACAACCACACCAGUGAAACGCGAGAAUGAUCGGACUGCUAUUGAGCUUUGUUCGUAUGCGUUUCUUUGGUGGGUGUCGCUUGGGGUAUCAAAGUUGGUGGGUGUAGGUGGUGGAGUUUCCAGACGAUUGGUCAACCUCCAAUAUAUAACUUACACCAUCGCGUUCAACACAACCUUCUUGCUCGGAUACCUCCUCCUAGACCUUCUAUUCUUCCCUUCACCACUAAGUAAAAGCGUAUAUUCGCCGGUGUCGGGAUUGAAGGUGACUCCCGCGGCGGCCCCUGCGGUAGGCGGCGAACCCAAUGGGAGCGGGAGAGACAGUCGAAUUGCUGGGACUUCAGAUGUUUCAACUGGAAGUGAUACAAUGGUAGGAGGAGCGCCGAAGUUGUUGGAUGCGAUCAAUAGAAAUGGGUUGGUUCUUUUCUUACUCGCAAACGUUGCAACGGGGCUGAUAAACCUGACCAUCCCAACGAUGUACGUGACAGAUGGGUGGGCAAUGGUCAUUCUCACCCUGUAUACAUUUGGGAUGUGUGCUGUCGCGUGGGGGUGCAGGGGAAGGAAAUUGUGGAGGUUUUGAAGUGUAAAUAUUAUAAUACGCUUAUGGGUAUGAUACAGAAUUGGGAUCUAGGAGUCUGAGCGUAAGUUGUACUGACAUUAGUCGCUUUAACCAUUCUUUUCACGAUUGACACGUUGCGCGAUCGUAUUACUUGGGCUCAUGCGUUUGAGGAUUCGUCUUCAGGACUAGUCAGUGGUAUUCUAUUUUGUUCGCAGCUUUCAAUAUAACAUGAGGGUUGUGCAGAGAUUAGAGACUUUGAUAUCUAGAGCAGCUGCAACCUUGCAUUAGGAUGGAAAUAAAAUCAGACACCCCGAAGUAGUUUGUACCUAUCCACCUUGUUAAGAGCGGAGAAGUCCGGCACAUCUGUAGAGAAGCCGAUGUUAUAGCUAGGAAUGGAUACAUUCACAUCAAAGUCUGCAAGUCGACGAAUGGAGGCGGGGGAUAACGAAAAUGGACUCUGUGUCAGUACUUGUCGGCAAGCAAGGCGAAUUUUGGGCCACAUUUGGUGGAGCAAAUAGCAUCAUCAUACACGGAAACGAAAAUGCUAAAAUCCAACCAGUCUACUGAGAUUGGACAACGUCUAGUCAACGACUGGUGAGC